Molecule: messenger RNA, 822 nt
Organism: Phalaenopsis equestris
Lineage: Eukaryota; Viridiplantae; Streptophyta; Magnoliopsida; Asparagales; Orchidaceae
Product: aquaporin NIP1-1-like
Exons: 5
Coding region: 1-822 (273 amino acids)
Biological process (GO): transmembrane transport
Cellular component (GO): membrane
Molecular function (GO): channel activity
Source: RefSeq, a predicted model, not a curated record
AUGGCUAAUGAGAGAUCAAUGGAGGAGGGAAUUCCACCUAAUUCUAGAGAAGAGGAGAAUGGAUCAUCUGCUGAUAACGAUUCAGCUUUGAGAAUCUCUGUACCUUUUCUGCAUAAGAUAACUGCCGAAAUAAUUGGCACUUACUUCAUAGUCUUUGCUGGCUGUGCUUCCGUGAUUGUGAACAAGAGCACUAAUGGAACUGUUACAUAUCCUGGAAUAUGUGUCGUGUGGGGAUUGGCUGUAACAGUAAUGAUUUACUCCGUGGGCCACAUCUCUGGAGCACACUUUAAUCCUGCGGUUACCAUUUCAUUCGCUUCUUGCCGCAGAUUUCGCUGGAAGCAGGUACCAGCAUACAUUGCAGCACAAUUGAUAGGAUCAACCCUGGCAAGUAGCACACUUCGCCUUCUCUUUGGGGGCGGUCAAGAGCUCUUUGCAGGAACAAUUCCAACAGGCUCUAAUAUCCAAUCUCUGAUUCUAGAGUUCAUCAUCUCCUUCUAUCUCAUGUUUGUAAUUUGUGGUGUUGCCACUGAUGAUAGAGCCGUUGGUGAGCUUGCGGGAAUUGCUGUUGGAGCCACUAUACUGUUGAAUGUUGGCUUUGCUGGUGCAAUAUCAGGAGCAUCAAUGAACCCAGCUAGGAGUCUAGGACCAGCAAUUAUCAUGAAUCGCUAUGAAUCAAUAUGGGUUUAUAUGAUCGGUCCAACUUGUGGGAUGAUUGUCGGAGCAUGGGCUUAUAAUCUAGUCCGUUUUACUAAAAAUUCAACUGGUCAAUUACCAAAGAGCGGCUCCUUUCUCAGAAGGAUCAACAAUAAUGACUCAAAGUAA